UUUUAUAUUUUAUAACUUUUUAUAUAUCGUUAUACAGAUUGUUUAAAAGAUAAUUAUUUCUAAUAUGGAUGAGAAUCAAGAAAGACAGUGUGACGAAUUAUCUACUUUAGAAAGCAUAUGUGGGGAGAAUGAGUUUUCUUAUUCUAUUCCUGACAAAAUUCCUGUCGGAUAUGCCGAUAUAUGCGUGGAUUCAUCGCCAAUUGAAGUCUUUUUUGUUGAUCCCAAAUCACAUAAAACAUCUUCAAUAACGGUUUCCUAUUUACCACCAAUAAGGCUGAAUUUUCAAUUGCCUAAAGAUUAUCCAAAAUCUGUGUCUCCGAAAUUUGUUAUUAGUUGUAACUGGCUUACACAUGAACAGUUGAUAAAGCUUUGUGAUUAUUUAGAUGAAAUUUGGAAUACGGAUCCAGGUGAAGAAGUUUUGUAUAAAUGGAUGCAGUUUUUGAAACAUGAAACCAUGACAUUUUUACAAAUUAAGGAAAUUAAUAUAACUCAAAGGAAAAAAACAAAUUCUGAAAAAUCUCCGAUCACCACAAAUGACUCAGAUGUUGAUAAUGAAAAAGAGAAUAAAUAA
Molecule: messenger RNA, 571 nt
Organism: Ctenocephalides felis (cat flea)
Lineage: Eukaryota; Metazoa; Arthropoda; Insecta; Siphonaptera; Pulicidae
Product: E3 ubiquitin-protein ligase RNF14-like
Exons: 4
Coding region: 65-571 (168 amino acids)
Molecular function (GO): protein binding
Source: RefSeq, a predicted model, not a curated record